AUGAAUGGUGUUCAGGGCAGUAAGCUGUGUUGUCAUUGUUUUCAACUGUGUUGUCAUGGAUGCACUAUUGAUCCGGCAGGAUUAGGGGAGGGGGAGAGAGGGGGUCAUCUGAGGUCAGCCGCCUGCGUUGCUCACUCUCAAUCCUUUAGAUGACCUUUUGGAAUUAACCAAGGACAUACACAAACACACACCAAGACCCCCCCCCCCCCCCAAAAAAAAAGGGCACAGCGUACUAAUUGCCCCCAGUGGGCCUUGAGAGGUCUGUGUUGAGGUCUAAGGUCUGAGACUGACUGUGCUCACAAUGUGCUCCAAUUGGCUUUAGUGGGAAUAUCCUGAUGUUGACAAGGCUAUGAUGGUGAUAUUGUCCAUUGGAGGAUAGAUGAGAUCUUUAUACUGAAGGAAAUAUACAUCAAUGUAUGUCACGCUCGUCGAACAGAGAUGAGGACCAAGGCGCAGCGUUGCAGGCAAACAUACUCUUUAUUAGAGACACGAUCAAAAACGACAAAACGAAAACGUGACAGUUCACGGUCUAACACUACAGACUAGAAACAAGAUCCCACAAACUCUGUGGGGAAACAGGCUGCUAAAGUAUGGUUCUCAAUCAGAGACAACAAGCAACAGCUGAAUCACGUUGCCUCUGAUUGAGAACCACACUGGCCAACAUACAGUGGGGGAAAAAAGUAUUUAGUCAGCCACCAAUUGUGCAAGUUCUCCCACUUAAAAAGAUGAGAGAGGCCUGUAAUUUUCAUCAUAGGUACACGUCAACUAUGACAGACAAAAUGAGAAAAAAAUAUUCAGAAAAUCACAUUGUAGGAUUUUUAAUGAAUUAAUUUGCAAAUUAUGGUGGAAAAUAAGUAUUUGGUCAAUAACAAAAGUUUCUCAAUACUUUGUUAUAUACCCUUUGUUGGCAAUGACACAGGUCAAAUGUUUUCUGUAAGUCUUCACAAGGUUUUCACACACUGUUGCUGGUAUUUUGGCCCAUUCCUCCAUGCAGAUCUCCUCUAGAGCAGUGAUGUUUUGGGGCUGUCACUGGGCAACACAGACUUUCAACUCCCUCCAAAGAUUUUCUAUGGGGUUGAGAUCUGGAGACUAGCUAGGCCACUCCAGGACCUUGAAAUGCUUCUUACGAAGCCACUCCUUCGUUGCGCGGGCGGUGUGUUUGGGAUCAUUGUCAUGCUGAAAGACCCAGCCACGUUUCAUCUUCAAUGCCCUUGCUGAUGGAAGGAGGUUUUCACUCAAAAUCUCACGAUACAUGGCCCCAUUCAUUCUUUCCUUUACACGGAUCAGUCGUCCUGGUCCCUUUGCAGAAAAACAGCCCCAAAGCAUGAUGUUUCCACCCCCAUGCUUCACAGUAGGUAUGGUGUUCUUUGGAUGCAACUCAGCAUUCUUUGUCCUCCAAACACGACGAGUUGAGUUUUUACCAAAAAGAUCUAUUUUCGUUUCAUCUGACCAUAUGACAUUCUCCCAAUCCUCUUCUGGAUCAUCCAAAUGCACUCUAGCAAACUUCAGACGGGCCUGGACAAGUACUGGCUUAAGCAGGGGGACACGUCUGGCACUGCAGGAUUUGAGUCCCUGGCGGCGUAGUGUGUUACUGAUGGUAGGCUUUGUUACUUUGGUCCCAGCUCUCUGCAGGUCAUUCACUAGGUCCCCCCGUGUGGUUCUGGGAUUGUUGCUCACCAUUCUUGUGAUCAUUUUGACCCCACGGGGUGAGAUCUUGCGUGGAGCCCCAGAUCGAGGGAGAUUAUCAGUGGUCUUGUAUGUCUUCCAUUUCCUAAUAAUUGCUCCCACAGUUGAUUUCUUCAAACCAAGCUGCUUACCUAUUGCAGAUUCAGUCUUCCCAGCCUGGUGCAGGUCUACAAUUUUGUUUCUGGUGUCCUUUGACAGCUCUUUGGUCUUGGCCAUAGUGGAGUUUGGAGUGUGACUGUUUGAGGUUGUGGACAGGUGUCUUUUAUACUGAUAACAAGUUCAAACAGGUGCCAUUAAUACAGGUAACGAGUGGAGGACAGAGGAGCCUCUUAAAGAAGAAGUUACAGGUCUCUGAGAGCCAGAAAUCUUGCUUGUUUGUAGGUGACCAAAUACUUAUUUUCCACCAUAAUUUGCAAAUAAAUUCAUAAAAAAUCCUACAAUGUGAUUUUCUGGAGAAAAUAAUUCUCAAUUUGUCUGUCAUAGUUGACGUGUACCUAUGAUGAAAAUUACAGGCCUCUCUCAUCUUUUUAAGUGGGAGAACUUGCACAAUUGGUGGCUGACUAAAUACUUUUUUUCCCCACUGUAGAACAACAAUACUAGAAUGAAACCUAGAACAAAACACAUAGACUUUACACACCCUGGCUCAACAUAUUAGAGUCCCCAGAGCCAGGGCGUGACAGUACCCCCCCCCUAAAUGCGCAGACUCCGACCGUGCCCACCAAAUACCACAGGGGAGGGACCGGGUGGGCACUCCGCUUAGGCGGCGGAUCCGGCUCCGGGCCUGAUCCCCGCUCCCUCUCCAACCCCCCAAAGUACCCCUGGUCCGGUCUGGCCCCGCUGGCCGGAGCUGGACUGCACACUGGUGGAGCGGAUUGCUCCAGCUCCGGCGUGAAGCAUCUGACCGGUGCCGGACCAGCCACCGGUGGAACAGGCACAGGCCGUGCCGGACUGACGACGCACACCACUGGCUUGGUGUGGGGAGCAGGAGCGGGCCGAGCCGGGCUGACGAAACGCACCACUGACUUGGUGCGGGGAGCAGGAGCGGGCCGGACCGGGCUGACGAAGCGCACCACUGACUUGGUGCGGGGAGCAGGAACGGGCCGUGCCGGGCUGACGAAGCGCACCACUGACUUGGUGCGGGGAGCAGGAACGGGCCGAGCUGGGCUGACGAAACGCACCACUGACUUGGUGCGGGGAGCAGGAAUGGGCCGGACAGGGCUGACGAAACGCACCACUGACUUGGUGCGGGGAGCAGGAAUGGGCCGGACUGGGCUGGCGACGCGCACCACAGACUUGGUGCGGGGAGCAGGAACAGGCCGGUCCGAGCUGGCGACGCGCACCGUAGACUUGGUGCGAGUGGCAGGAACAGGCCGGACCGUACUGGGAACACACACCACUGGCCCUACGUGGGGAUCAGGAACAGGCCGGACCGGACUGGCAACACACGCCAGUACCUCUCGCCGUGCCUCUACAUCCUCCUUCCCCCUGGUGACCAGUGACUCCCGUAACCUGGCGGCCUCCUGCUGCCCCGUCGUCCACGGCGUUAGCCCCCCCCUAAAAAUGUUAUGGGCUUCACUCCUACCCGUGGACCAGGUCUCCAUGCUUCUCGCCAGCCUUUCGCCCUUCUGCCUCCACGUCAAGCCCCUCUCUUCCUCACAUGGCUUGACCCAGUCGAGGAGGCGAAGGAGAUCCGCUAGAGAUCUCUCAGGCGCUGGCUCCUGGACUUGCUGCUUGGUCCAGUCUUGGUGGGAUCUUCUGUCACGCUCGUCGAACAGAGAUGAGGACCAAGGCGCAGCGUUGCAGGCAAACAUACUCUUUAUUAGAGACACGAUCAAAAACGACAAAACGAAAACGUGACAGUUCACGGUCUAACACUACAGACUAGAAACAAGAUCCCACAAACUCUGUGGGGAAACAGGCUGCUAAAGUAUGGUUCUCAAUCAGAGACAACAAGCAACAGCUGAAUCACGUUGCCUCUGAUUGAGAACCACACUGGCCAACAUAGAACAACAAUACUAGAAUGAAACCUAGAACAAAACACAUAGACUUUACACACCCUGGCUCAACAUAUUAGAGUCCCCAGAGCCAGGGCGUGACAAUGUAGCUGCUGUAUUUCACACUGAACACACACACACACUGUUACAGCCAGGGUCUCUUAGAAGGACUAUCUGCUUGCUGAGAACAAAUAUCUCCCUCCUCCUCCACAGAAUAUCCACCGCAAUACAGCCACAAGCCAAGUUUAAUGGACUCUAAAAGGUGUUUGAGUAGAUGUUCUCUCCCGCUUCCCACUCCUCUUCUCCACCCUCCCCCUCUCUCUUCCCCCUCCCUCCCUCCCCCUCUCUCUCCCCCUCCAUCUGUCAGUAAACAUCCUGACUGCGGUGGCUCUAUCCCAGCUGGCAGACGGUACUAAGAAAGCUCUGUCCAUGUACCUGCUGGCUCUAACCAGCUCUGACAUCCUGUCCCAGCGCUUCACCAUCUUCGUGGGCUUCCUGCUGGAAACAGCCUUGUUCCACCGGGAGGUAGGUAUCCCAGUGGUUACGGAAUGGACAAUAAAGUUGUAUUGUACUGAUUUUCUAGGUCCCCACCCUCCUGCUGCACUCAGUCAGCGUGGCGGAGUUUGCUGCCAACCAUGCCUCCAUCUGGUCCACCGUACCCCUUACCAUGGACUGCUGCGUGGCACUGUGCCACCCCCUCAUCCUCCGCCAGAUUGGCUACCCGGUGCUGGGGUGCGGUGGAUCAUCGCCAUCGUCUUAUACCUGGCGGUGUUGUAGGGGGCGUGCCGUUCUUCUGGUUGUCUGACAUGUGACCACCCUUGACUCCGCCCUCAUAUGGACGCACAUGACGAUAAUAUUCCUCCUGCCGUGUAGCAUCUUCCUGGUUCUGAACAUGCUGAUCUUCCGCCGGCUGCGAGUGCGGCAGAGACAGGCACCGUGCCAGGAGGAGUGUGGUGGCGGUGGGCCCCAGUUGGUACGGCUGCGGUGCCCGGGUAAGAGCACCGCCAUGCUGCUCGCCAUCCCCUCCUCGUUCGUCCUACUCUGGGUGUCACGGAUGCCGCCGAGGCUGCUCCUCCUCCUUGCUCGGGCAGGCUUCGGCGUUCGUCGUCCCCGGAGUACUAGCUACUAGUUGGUGCACCUGUUUCGUAUUCUGUAUUGAUAAUGUCACCUAUAAGUUCCCCUGUGUUAUGUUUGCAUUUUGUGUGUUAUUGUCCGCUUGUCGUAUGCGUACUGGUUCGGAACCUUGGCAUCUAUUGUUGGUUUUACGCACCCCGCGUAUUUUGUUCGCCUCUAGUGUUUCGAGGCCGUUUAUUUUUGUGUAAUUAUAGAGUUCCUCAGUAAAGUCGUCUUGACUUAUCCUCUGUGUCCUGCGCUUGACUUCACCACCGCAUCCACAUCAGCAUACCUGACACUGGGAGCCCGGGACUCUAGUGGUCAUCUAUCAUCUAUACUGUACGGGUCCUCGGUCCACAAGGACAGGCAAGUCCACCUGGCCUACGACCUGUCUAACAUGCUGGCCAUGCUCAACACUGUGGUCAACUUCUUUCUCUACAGUUUCGUCAGUAAGCCAUUCAGAGUGGCCGUAAGGGAUGUUCUGUUGCUCGGGGGGGGGGGGGGGGGGGGUUCUGACCCUGACCUUGGCCCCCUACCACUCCGCAGGGUGUGACCCUGACCUGGGCCCCCUACCACUCCGCAGGGUGUGACCCUGACCUUGGCCCCCUACCACUCCGCAGGGUGUGACCCUGACCUUGGCCCUUGACUAUGGGAUGAGAGAGACCCCCUACCCCCCCAUCCCUCUACCCCCCCAUCCCUCCAUCCCUCUACCCCCCAUCCCUCCAUCCCUCUACCCCCCCCAUCCCUCCAUUCCCUCGUCCACCCCAUCCCUCUACCCCCCCAUCCCUCCAUUCCCUCGUCCACCCCAUCCCUCUACCCCCCAUCCCUCCAUUCCCUCGUCCACCCCAUCCCUCUACCCCCCAUCCCUCUACCCCCCCCCAUCCCUCCAUUCCCUCUACCCCCCAUCCCUCCAUUCCCUCAUCCCCUCCAUCCCUCCACCCCACGGACAAUGUAACCUUGACCUUAACCCUGGGUCCCUCCUAAUUGAGACCAACCCAGUACACUCUUCCGUCCGUCAUCUCUUCCAUCCAUCCAUCCACUGCCCCCCCCCCCCCAAACACCCCUCUUCACGGUCCCCCCCAACACCCCGUCCCACGGACCAUGUGACUUUGACCGUGAGACCCCCCCAUCCCUAAUUGAGAACCAACCCUCCCCUCACCACACGCCUCCAUCCCUCUAUCCCUCCAUCACCCCAUCCCUCGGACCAUGUGACCUUGACCCUUUAGACCAGCCCUAAUUGAGACCAACCCCAUCCCUCCUUCCCACGGUCCCCCUAAGCACUUAUGACCUCUGAACCACAGAGUGUAUUCCAACCAUGUUUUGUGGACAGCUGUCAAUCUCCCUCUGAGCUGAACAGUCUCAAAGGGCCUUUAACUGAACCGUUGUUGGACUGAAAACUAAGCAGCAUGUUUUUUGUACUGAUUAACAUGUUAUUUAUUAUUUUAUAAUGUCCCGGCGGGAAUCAGAUUAAAAUGGCACACAAACUAUUUAUUUUUCCUUAGGGGAACAUUAGGCUUGUGACAUAAUGAGCACUUGGCCUGACAUUUAGCAAUUUUUUAUUUUACGGUAGCUAGUCAUUAUUAUGCAACAUGAUAUUGUUUUUAUUGUUUAAAAAGAAAGAAUGACAUAUGGACAUUGUUUAUUUGUUUUGUUUGUUUGUUUGUUUGUUUUGUUGUUUUCCGGUCUGUUUUGCAGCAGGUGCUUGCGCAUAGUGCUUUGGUUAGAAAACAGAGAGAAGAGACACUGAAAAGAGAUGAUGCUUUAAUGUGCAUGCUACUUCAAAUGAAUCCUUCAUCUAUUUACACAUUGAUCAUAGCCUCAUCAUUUUCUCCCCGUUCUCUACAGGGACACAGCUUGGUUUGAUGGAAAUGACUUACAAUAGAAGGUCAUUCAAAAUGUCUUCCUUUCUUUUCUUGAUGUUGAACAUGCAAGGCACAGGGACAGAACAUAAGCUAAAUAAUAGUAAGACAUUAUUUUCAUACGGUGUAUUAUGCUUUACUAUGGAGAGGACACUCUGCAUGCCUAUUUGCCCAAGUGACAGAACAUCCGGCUUGCUGAGCAGCACACCCGAACCAAUCAAGCAAAGAAAUGGCACUAAGCACUUAAUUUCAGCAGUGAGAGUGAGGUCAAACAACAGCUGUUAGCUCUGGUGUUUAUUUUUCAUGAAAAGGCAACUGGAUGGAGGUUUACAUAAAUGCUGGCUGUGAGUGACUGUCUAACAGCCACAGGAGCGAAAACCCUGUUCUACAAACACACUCCCCCCCCUGUGGGCUUCAGCUCAGCUAGCUAAACAAACCUAACAUCAGACUGACUGUCGGCACACACCCACACAGACAGACAGACAGACAGACAGACGUGGAUCCAUCCAGUCAGUACAUCCCCCUCUGCUCCAGUACAAGACCCUAGAAACAUCAAUAAGAUGAUACGGACAAAUUCAAAUGAACAUCUGUUAAUGUUUUUUAAAAUACGAGCUAUUACAGCAAUAGGGCAUGAGAACCUGGGGUUUACUGUGAUUAACACACGGCUAAGGGGUGAAACAGUCCUCUAGAAACAUCCAUACUUACCAUCCAUACUUACCGUUUUUAAAUAUGAGACAAACAAGCACUUUGUGACCUCAGUAUUUAUUUGGAGCUGAGCGUUCUACCCAGCUCCAUAUCUCUUCUCUAGAAAUAUUGCUGCUUCUAACUAAUGAUUUCAUAUGUUAAUCAACACUUGGCAAGUGCAAUCUGUUGGUGUAUUGCUUUUUAAUGCAAUGAAUUCAAUAAGCCCCAAGGGUUGAUGAACCAUGUUUAGACUUUUAUCUGGAAUUAAUCGAUUGAUCAUGCAGCUCUGGCUCAUCAAUAAUUCCUCAGUGAAACGCUUUUAAAUAAGGAUGUACUUUUUGUCCUCAUAGCCAUUGCAUAGUCUAUAGAAGAAGACAUAAAAUCCUACUAUAAAGAAGACAUAAAAUCCAACUAUAAAAUCCUACUAUAAAAUACAUAACAUAAAAUACGUCCCAUAAAAUACUUAUUAUAAAAUACUACUAUAAAAUACGUACCAUAAAAUACUACUAUAAAAUACAUACCAUAAAAUACGUACCAUAAGAUACUUAUUAUAAAAGACUACUAUAAAAUACUACUAUAAAAUACGUACCAUAAAAUAUGUACCAUAAGAGACUUAUAAAUGACUACUAUAAAGACUUACUAUAAAAGACUACUAUAAAAGACUACUAUAAAAUACAUACCAUAAAAUACUUAUUAUAAAAGACUACUAUAAAAUACUUACUAUAAAAUACUCACUAUAAAAUACUUACUAUAAAAUACUCACUAUAAAAGACUACCAUAAAAUAAUUACUAUAGAAUACUUACUAUAAAAGACUACUAUGAAAUACUUACUAUAAAAUACUUACUAUAAAAUAAUUACUAUAAAAUACUUACUAUAAAAUACUUACUAUAAUAGGCCUACUAUUAAAAAAAUACAUUAGCUGCACGUAAUCUCGCAUUUUAAAUCAUGUACAUGCACGCUAAAAUGACUACCUGUCAUGAUGAUCGUUUUAACCUUUCAAAUACUAAUCCUUCACUCUGUAACUGGAUCAUUUCUAGCUGAUUCGUGUUUGUAAAUAACUAAUGUGUGUAUAUGACCAGUUGGAUGAGUAA
Molecule: messenger RNA, 8428 nt
Organism: Coregonus sp. 'balchen'
Lineage: Eukaryota; Metazoa; Chordata; Actinopteri; Salmoniformes; Salmonidae
Source: the annotation of a GenBank genome assembly